Molecule: messenger RNA, 3815 nt
Organism: Engraulis encrasicolus (European anchovy)
Lineage: Eukaryota; Metazoa; Chordata; Actinopteri; Clupeiformes; Engraulidae
Product: NACHT, LRR and PYD domains-containing protein 12-like
Exons: 10
Coding region: 10-3543 (1177 amino acids)
Biological process (GO): intracellular signal transduction
Molecular function (GO): protein binding
Source: RefSeq, a predicted model, not a curated record
AAAUCCAAAAUGAAGAGAAGGUUUGAGAGUAUAUCUGAAGGCAUCAUAAGAACAGGGACACAAACACUCCUGAACAAGAUCUACACAGAGCUCUACAUCACUGAGGGAGAAAGUGAAGACGUGAAUAACGAACAUGAAGUUUGGCAGGUAGAAGCAGCAUCCAGACCACAAACUACAGACGACACAGCCAUCAACUGUAAUGACAUUUUCAAGCCAUUAACAGGACAGGACAAAUGCACCAGGACUGUCAUGACCAAAGGGAUUGCUGGCAUCGGAAAAACAGUGUCAGUACAGAAAUUCAUCCUUGACUGGGCAGAAGAGAAUGAUAAUCAGGAUGUGGAUUUCAUGUUUGUGCUUCCAUUUCGAGAGCUGAACUUGAUUAAAGAUCAUCAGUACAGUCUUCAUAGGCUCCUGCUUGACUUCCACUCUGAGCUGAUUGAGUUGGAAAAUAGUGAGUACAAAGAUUGCAACAUCAUAUUCAUCUUUGAUGGUCUGGAUGAGAGUCGACUUCCACUGAAUUUUCAAAAGAACCAGCAGUUGUCAGAUGUAACAGAACUGUCACCCGUGGAUGUGCUGAUGACAAGCCUCAUUCAAGGAGCCCUGCUUCCCUCGGCUCGAAUCUGGAUAACCUCCAGACCAGCAGCAGCCAGUCAGGUCCCUUCCCAGUGUGUGGAUCUGGUGACAGAAAUACGAGGGUUCAGUGACCCACAGAAGGAAGAGUACUUCAGGAAGAGGAUCAGUGACUACAGUCUAGCCGACAGACUCAUCACACACAUUAAAGCAUCCAGAAGCCUCUUCAUUAUGUGCCACAUGCCAGUCUUCUGUUGGAUCACCGCCACUGUCCUUCAGCAGAUACUGGAAGAAGAAGAUGGGAGGGAAGCCCCUAAAACCCUGACAGAGAUGUUCAUACACUUCCUGCUCAUCCAGACCACCAGGAAGCACCAGAAGUAUCAAGAGGAAACUGAAGCAGAUAGCCAGAGGCUUCUGGAGUCCCACAAGAGUGUCAUUCUGAAACUGGCGGAGCUGGCUUUCACACACCUGGAGAAUGGCAACCUCAUGUUCUAUGAAGAAGACCUGAGACAGUGUGGCAUUGAUGUCAGUGAAGCAUCAGUGUACUCCGGCAUGUGCACUGAGAUUUUCAGGGAGGAAUGUGUGUUUGAACACCAGAAGGUUUACUGCUUUGUCCACCUGAGCAUCCAAGAGUUUCUGGCUGCUUUGCAUGUGUUCUCAUCUUAUCUUAAUAAGAAUGUGGAGGUCUUGGGACAGUUUGUGAAAAGAAAUGCCAGAAUAGCAAAAACACCACUUGAUGAGCUGUUGAAGAGUGCAGUGAACAAAGCUUUGGAAAGCAAGAAUGGACAUCUUGAUUUGUUUGUUCGUUUCCUUCAUGGAAUUUCCCUGCCGUCAAAUCAUGGACUCCUGCUUGGCCUCUUGACUCAUACCCACAGCAGCCCAGGGAGUUUGAAGAAAACAAUCAAGAACCUGAAGGUGAUGCAGAGACCAAACAUCUCCCCUGAGAGGUGCAUCAAUCUCUUCCACUGCCUGGUUGAAAUGCAUGACUCGUCUGUCCAUGAUGAAAUACACGCUUACCUCAAGGCAGAGAAGGGAUCAGUCAAACAGCUUUCACUGGCUCACUGCUCUGCCUUGGCACAUGUGCUUCUGAUGUCUGACGGGGUGAUGGAUGAGUUUGAUAUAAGAAAAUACAAAUCCUCUCCAGAGGGUAUCAGGAGACUAGUCCCAGUUAUACGAUGCUGCAGAAAAGCUGUACUUUCUGGCUGGAAGCUAACAGAGGCAUCCUGUGAGACUGUGGUCUCAGCUCUGCAGUCUGCAAACUCUCCCUUAAGAGAGCUGGACCUGAGUCAGACUCACCUGCAGAAUUUAUUACAGAAGUUAUUGUCUGCUCUUCAGAGUCCACACUGUAAACUGGAGACAUUGAGACUGUCUGGUUGUCAGCUCACUGGUAAAUCCUGUGAGGUUGUGGCCAAUGCUCUGCAAUCAGCAAACACCCUGCUGGAGAUGGACCUGAGUAAAAAUGCCUUGGGAGAUUCUGGGGUUGAAUUCAUCUCUAAGGGACUGUCUAGUCCUCACUGUAAGCUGCAGACAUUAAGACUAUCUGGCUGUCAGCUCACUGAUAAAUCCUGUGAGUUUGUGGCCAAUGCUCUGCAGUCAGCAAACCCCCUGCUGGAGAUGGACUUGAGUAAAAAUGCCUUGGGAGAUUCUGGAGUUGAAUUCAUCUGUAAGGGACUGUCUAGUCCUCACUGUAAGCUGCAGACAUUAAGACUAUCUGGUUGUCAGCUCACUGAUAAAUCCUGUGAGUUUGUGGCCAAUGCUCUGCAAUCAGCAAACACCCUGCUGGAGAUGGACCUGAGUAACAAUGCCUUGGGAGAUUCAGGAGUUGAAUUCAUCUGUAAGGGACUGUCUAGUCCUCACUGUAAGCUGCAGACAUUAAGACUAUCUGGUUGUCAGCUCACUGAUAAAUCCUGUGAGUUUGUGGCCAAUGCUCUACAAUCAGCAAACACCCUGCUGGAGAUGGAUCUGAGUAACAGUGCCUUGGGAGAUUCUGGAGUUGAAUUCAUCUGUAGGGGACUGUCUAGUCCUCACUGUAAGCUGCAGACAUUAAGGCUCAACCGGUGUGACCUCUCCAAAGCCAGCUGUGACAUGAUGUCAUCAGUGCUGCAGCGGCCAUCUUACCCUCUGCGAGAACUGGACAUGAGUGACAACGACCUGCAGGACGGAGGAGUGGAGCUGCUCUGUGUGGGACUGAGACAUCCACAAUGCAGACUCGAGACACUCAGGUUGUCUGUUUGUCAGAUCUCAUCCAAGGGUUGUUCUUUCCUGGCGUCUGCCCUCAAAUCAAACCCCUCCUACCUAAAGGAGCUUGAUCUUACCUACAACCACCCUGGAGACUCGGGUGUCAGAGAGCUCACAGACAGACUGAAUGAACCCAGCUGUAAACUAGAGACUCUCAGGUUUGAUCAUGGAGGAGAAUGCAGAAUGAAAGCAGGACCUAGGAAAUAUGCCUUUGAGGUCUCACUGGACCCAAAUACAGCGCACAGACGCAUCUCUCUCUCUGAGGGGAACAGGAAGGUGACAUGUAUGAAGCAGCAGCAGCAGUAUCCUGACCACCCAGACAGAUUUGACUCCUGUCCUCAGGUGCUGUGUAGAGAGGGCCUGUCUGGACGCUGCUACUGGGAGGCUGAGUGGAGUGGUGAUGGGGCUGCUAUAGCAGUGUCAUAUAAAAGCAUCCAGAGGAAAGAAGAGGGGAAUGAGAGCAGUUUUGGAUGGAAUGACAAGUCCUGGAGUCUGGGGUGCCGUAGUAACAGUUACACUGCACGUCACAAUAAUAAGAGUACUGGCAUACCCGCCCCCUCCCCCCGCUCCAGAAGAGUAGGAGUCUACCUGGACUGGCCAGCAGGCACUCUGUCCUUCUACAGCGUCUCCUCUGACACACUCACCCACCUGCACACGUUCCACUCCACAUUCACUCAGCCCCUCUAUCCUGGGUUUAGGGUUGGCUCCUCAGUGUCCCUGUGCCAGAUCACAUGAGCUCCUCAUCCUACAGGACACACACACACACACACACACACACACACACACACACACACACACACACACACACACACACACACACACACACACACACACACACACACACACACACACACACACACACCUGUAUCACUCACUCACUCACUCUCUCACUACUCACACUGACACUCACACAAUCUUACUUGGGUCCCUGUGCCAGAUCACAUGAGCUCCUCCACACACCGCUAUGACACAUGCACACGCACAGACACACUUACACACACAUAAAC